Beauveria bassiana ARSEF 2860 is the source of this 396-nucleotide messenger RNA. Its product is annotated as hydroxyisourate hydrolase. Gene Ontology annotation, molecular function: hydroxyisourate hydrolase activity. The record is from RefSeq and is a predicted model, not a curated record. The transcript has a single exon. Gene Ontology annotation, biological process: purine nucleobase metabolic process. NCBI's taxonomy places the organism in Eukaryota, Fungi, Ascomycota, Sordariomycetes, Hypocreales, Cordycipitaceae. The coding region runs from base 1 to 396 and encodes 131 amino acids.
AUGGCGACGGAAAAGGACCCCAUCACCUGCCACGUCCUCGACACCACCGCGGGCCGCCCCGCAGCCAACAUCACUGUGCGCCUCGAGGGCCCCGAAUUCAAAGGAUCAACCCUCCCGGCCGAGCACCUCUACACGGCCGUGACCGAUGCCGACGGGCGCGUCAAGCGCUGGCAGCUCGCGCCAGGCAGGCCGACGACAACGUCGCUGGCGGAGACGCUCGGGGCUAUCCAGGGCCCAUCGCAGUGGCGUCUGACGUUUGACACCGAGUCGUACUUUGGCGCGGAUAAGACGUUUUUCCCAGAGGCCGUCGUCGUGUUCCGCGUCGAAGAGGGCCAGCACUACCACGUGCCGCUGCUGCUGAGCCCAUUUACGUUUACGACGUACCGCGGCAGUUGA